GAAGAAGAAAGCCGGUGAGAAUGACGACGCAAAACGGUAACAAUCGGCGAUCGUCGUUUUCUUCUUCGACGACUUCGUCUUUGGCCAAGCGACAUGCAUCGUCGUCGGAGAAUGUGGGAAAAUUCACGGCUUCUUUGACUAAAAAGAGAGUCCCUCUCACUAACAUUACUAACCAAAAGAAAAGCUCGAGAAGCUCGGCUUCGGCCUCUUCUUUGGUGCCGAGUUCAAACAAAUUUUCAAAGGCAAAGAGUGCAGGUCUCCCAGGACAUGUUCUUCCUCCUACAAACGCAGGUCUCUCGGAACAUGUUCUUCCUCCUCCAAACGUAAGACACAGUUCAGUUUUUCCGCCCAAGGUUGUUUCAUCAUUUUCGAAAGAAAAUGAAGUGGCGUUGCCUCCUUCAACAUUACAGUGUAUCAUGGAGUUUUCUCCUAGUAAAUCAGAAGGUUCAUCAUCAGUUUCUAUGGAUGAGACAAUGUCCACGUGUGAUUCUUUCAAAAGCCCCGAAGUGGAAUACAUGGACAACCGUGAUGUUUCAGCGAUUGGUUCCAUCGAGCGAAAGACAUUCAGCAAUCUCUACAUUUCGGACCAUGAUGUAGAAGCAGCAGGAAACUUCUGCAAUCGAGAUGCUUUGGCAGAGAAGGAAACUGAUACUAAGAUAAUGGAUGUUGAUGGCUAUUACAUGGAUUCACAGCUUUGUGCAACAUAUGCUUGUGAUAUUUACAAGCACCUACGGGCAUCUGAGUUGAAGAAAAUACCUUCCACGGAUUUCAUGGAGACAAUCCAGAAAGACAUAAAUUCCAGCAUGCGUGCAAUACUAAUUGAUUGGCUUGUAGAAGUGGCUGAAGAGUAUAGGCUUGUACCAGAUACAUUAUAUUUGGCCAUUAACUACAUAGAUCGAUACCUUUCGGGGAAUAUGAUGAACAGGCAACAGCUACAGUUACUCGGUGUUGCCUGCAUGAUGAUUGCUGCCAAAUAUGAGGAGAUUUGCGCCCCACAAGUGGAAGAGUUCUGCUACAUAACUGAUAAUACAUAUUUCAAGGAUGAGGUUCUAGAGAUGGAAUCAUCUGUUUUAAAUUACUUGAAGUUUGAAAUGACUGCUCCAACUGCAAAGUGUUUCUUAAGACGGUUUGUUCGUGCUGCUCAAUGGAUCAACGAGGUUCCAUUAAUGCAAUUGGAGUGCAUGGCCAACUACAUUGCUGAACUCUCUCUCCUUGAGUACACCAUGCUUUGCUAUGCUCCAUCACUGGUCGCAGCAUCAGCUAUUUUCCUGGCCAAAUUCAUACUUCUUCCAGCAAAGAAACCCUGGAAUUCUACCUUGCAGCUUUACACACUGUAUAAGCCCUCUGAUCUAUUCGAGUGUGUUAAGGAUCUUCAUAGACUGUGCUGCAACAACGACAAUUCGACGCUGCCCGCAAUCAGAGAGAAGUACAACCAGCACAAGUACAAAUGUGUUGCAAAGAAGUAUUGCCCCCCUUCAAUACCAUCAGAUUUCUUCCAGAACUGAACAAGGCAUUUGAUGACAUCAGCAGAAGCACACCUGUUCCAAUUCUUUGUUGGAUAAAAUGUUCCACUCCGGUUCUGAGAUGAGUUCACUCGGUUGUUCUAAAUCAGCUGCGCAGAUUCUUGUUGAGGACCCGACCGCUUUGAGCAGCUGUCACGACUCACGAACAUUCUAUAAUGUAACUUUUAUUACAUCGCAGCUGUUAAGUCUGUUUCGUUGUUACGGUCGUAUUUUGGAACAUAUGACGUGGUGUAAAUUAUUUAUUAU
Messenger RNA from Hibiscus syriacus, 1769 nucleotides. Its product is annotated as cyclin-A1-1-like. The transcript has 10 exons. Bases 21 to 1505 code for a protein of 494 amino acids. NCBI's taxonomy places the organism in Eukaryota, Viridiplantae, Streptophyta, Magnoliopsida, Malvales, Malvaceae. Gene Ontology annotation, biological process: regulation of cyclin-dependent protein serine/threonine kinase activity; mitotic cell cycle phase transition. Gene Ontology annotation, molecular function: cyclin-dependent protein serine/threonine kinase regulator activity. Gene Ontology annotation, cellular component: nucleus; cyclin-dependent protein kinase holoenzyme complex; cytoplasm. The record is from RefSeq and is a predicted model, not a curated record.